Molecule: messenger RNA, 4337 nt
Organism: Labrus mixtus (cuckoo wrasse)
Lineage: Eukaryota; Metazoa; Chordata; Actinopteri; Labriformes; Labridae
Gene: msl2a
Product: MSL complex subunit 2a
Exons: 3
Coding region: 842-2689 (615 amino acids)
Cellular component (GO): MSL complex
Molecular function (GO): ubiquitin protein ligase activity
Source: RefSeq, a predicted model, not a curated record
GUCGAGACGAGAGGGGUUGAUGCGAGGAAAAGUGGAAAAUCGACUGUUAGAUGCAUUUGUAAAAACGGAUAGUCAGCUAUGUAUCGGUCGCUGCUCGCAGAGUGUCAUAGAAAAAAAAUCAACAUUGCAAAAUUUCAAUGAACAGCUUUGCACUGCCCCCUUUGCGCGGGGUAACACAUCAGGCCCGGGUGGUUAGUCACACGGUUGAAUAUUCGCUGGCUAAUUUGUAGCUAGCCAUGCUAACCCUAGCUGGUUAGCUUUGUUUACAUCAAGUGCGCGCCUGGAGUCUGGUGGCUAAUUGCUAACCAGGCACGUUUCUAAUCAUAGGAGCGGCCCCCUCUUUUUCCAAUUAAGCAUCGACGGGGGUGACACUGUCGGAUAGUAAAUGGAGCCCGUGGCGAACAUCGACCAUUUCUCGCGUAAAAGGUUUGGAUGAUGUGAGCUAACGUUAGCUGCAAAAAUGCUAACCUAUUGAUCAUGGGUGUUUGGCUCAGUUGAAUCGGUGUUAGCUGUUACAGAUUAGGGAUAAUGUGAGUUAUUAUAACAAAAAAAAGGGGGUCAAAUUGGUCCUGAUUAAAUAAAACAUUAACUGUAAGCACAUAUAAGUAUUGAUUUGUUGGAGGGGAUAGGAACCAUGAUGCUAACUUAACCUAGCAUUAAAUUGAACCGCCUUCCCAUGUUGGCUGUGAAUUAGUUUGUGGAGCAUUAUUACAAAACGUCUGCAUUGUAAACCAGGCGGGUUAAUAUUUCUCCCAUCUGUCCUGAGAGUUGAGCUUUCUUCUUUUUUUUUUAAUUUUUUGGGCUGGAUAUUUUUUCCUCUGAGGCUGCGGAGCUCACCGCUAUGAGCCCUGUUAAUGUAACCGCUUUGUACGUGUCCGCCAGCCGGGCCGUGCUGCAGUGUGACCCGCGGCAGCCUCACACCUUCACGGAUAUGUACACGCUGCUACCCUUCUUCAGACAGUCCCUCGCAUGCCUCGUCUGUGGCAAACUGCUAGAAGAUCCCAUUUCUCCAACACAUCCAGAGUGUCAGCAUUGUGUCUGCUUAGCCUGUAAAGGCCAGAAGAUGCGGAUCAGGCUGUCAUGCAACCGGUGUAAAGACUAUUCCUGCUUCCAGGAGAACAAACAGCUUUCUUUGCUGGUGCAGUGCUACAGGAAGCUCUGUCUCUAUGUGACUCAUUCACCGUUGCUGCAGUUGAUCAGCAGCCAUGAAGGAGGCUCCAUUGAGAUUAUGGCCUUGCUAGAGGAGGUGCUAAUGUCACAUAAAGAGACGGAAGACCUUUGCUUAGCUCAGGAAGAUGUGAAUCCUUCUGCCCCUGACUCCCUAACCCCCACAGAGGCACCACCUGCUCCUGCAGAGCUUUCAGCUGUACCACAGAGUUCCUCAUCUGACCCUCCUUUUUCCAAUGGACCACAAGGCUGCAAUGGAGAGGUUCUUGAGGACCUGGAUCCCUCAUCUCCCGAGCUGGAAGUCUGCGAGCUGGUAGAGGAGCAGCCUCCGGCAGGCCUGUCUGUGUCCGACACUGGCUGUGGUGGUCUGGAAUUGAGUCUGACUACAGGACCAUUAGUCCAAACUCCAGGCACUGUGUGCUCACUCAGGGAUGGGGAAUCAAGCAGUAGGGAGCUGGAGGAGGGGGAGGUGUUGCUUCUCAGUGUGGAGGAGGUGUUACAGACAUUGGAUCCCCUUCAGCCCAGUCAAGAUUCCCCUCAUGCACAUCAAGAAAGAACACACACUCACACACACAUUACCACAGACAGAGCACAUGCUCAAAUGUACAUACACCUAGACGCAGCUCACAACUACACACAGAUCCGAACAGAAAGGACAAACACAGGGUCAAGCCACGGUGCUCACAUACUCACAUCCUCCUUCGAUCCCCCUCCCUCUUCCAAGCCCCCACCAGUCCGCCUUAAACGAAAACGAUCACGUUCAGAAAGUGACAGGGAGAAAGUUAAACCCCUCCCGAUUGCCUCCAUCCUGCAGGGCCCCUCCUCAAACGUACACACUCCAAAUCCCCCUCUGACGCUAAACACACAACCACCCACACUCUCCGUGACUGUACCAGCACACACAUACUCAUCCCUUUCUAAUGGAGCCCCUCCAAAGCCCAGUCGCCCUGCGCCAAACCACAAUAAAGGUGCCAGGAAGCAUGUUGAACCGGGUCCUAAGAAGCCCCACGUGAAGGCCCGCAGCGGUGGGGGUUCCAAGACCAAGGACGGAAGCAAAGACCAGCGGUUGAUGUCUGGCUGCCUCGUGCCUCCAGCCCCCGUCAGGCCUCCAUAUAAGAAGCCUGUGGAGAAGAAAGGCUGCAAGUGUGGCAGGGCAACCCAGAAUCCAUCUGUGCUGACCUGCAGGGGGCAACGCUGUCCCUGCUACUCCAACCGCAAGGCAUGCUUAGAUUGUAUCUGUCGAGGUUGCCAGAACUCCUACAUGGCCAACGGAGAGAAAAAGCUAGAGGCCUUCGCCGUGCCAGAGAAAGCCUUGGAGCAGACGCGGCUCACCCUUGGCAUCAACCUCACCAGCAUCACCGCAGCCGCGGCGCUCCGCAACCCGGCAACCACCAGCAUCCGAGCUAACACCCUCCUAAAUGUCGCCACAGCAACAGGGACCCCUGUUACCACAGCCUUCUUGUCCCCCAGCUCCCCACAAGAUCCCAACUAUGAAGACAGUCUGGAGCUGCUGAUUGGAUGAGAGGCUGGGACUCCAUACACAGACAGCUCUGUGCUGAUUGAAUGUGACGGCUGAUCAGUGUGUCUGUCAGACAACCUGUAUCCCCCCCCCUCCCCAAAAUCUAAGGCAGCUAUGGGUCUGUCCUGUCCUGUAACCUGCUCUUCUUAUAUUGUGUUGGAAAAUGCUGAGUAGUAAGACUAGCAUGGGUGUGCCAAAGCCUCCUGUAUUGUGCCUGUGUGCCGGUGUGUAUUGUUGCCUGCCUGUAGUGAAACACAUAUAUACUCGGUUCUGUUCUUCAGAGGUGCUUUUUGUUCAUUAGACCACAGACACACUCUAAGAGGCAAUAGGAACCCAUACUAUUUUUUUGUCUUCGUUUGUUUCUGCACACAAAUAUAGAUUUGCUAGUGUGCGAUUUUUUUGGUGCAUAGUGGUAACAAAAACAUCUCCAUAUCUGAGUCAACUGUCACAGCAUUUCCCACGUUUGAGUGUUCCUGUGUGUUUAAUAAAUGCAUAAUCUGUAUUAGGACAGCCCUCACAAACACUUGACCUUGUAUGUGUUCUCAUCUUAACGGUGAAUGAAUCUUGUGACUAAUCUAUAGAGAACUUCUGUUUCACACACGACUGUUUGCCUUUUCUAUCUCGUGAACUCACUCAAUCCAAGUACUGUCAGAUUAAAAAUGACUUUGUCUUAAUGAACGUGGCUGAUGCAGGCAUUGUACAGGCAGCAAGAUAAUGUCAAAGCACUUGGCUGGCUCCAUGGUUUUUGUAUGUGAGUGUGGGCGUGUGUGUGUGAGUGAGUGAGUAGUGAGUGAGUGUGCAUGCGCCUGCUGAGAUUUACUGUAAUGUCAGUGAGGAGGUGUGUGAAGGAUUGUAAGCACUUAGCCUGAUUGAUUGGCCAAUUUACGACUAAAAAUCCAGUCUCUGUUACCAUAGCAAUAGGAACACCAACAUGGUCCCAGCUCUCGUGCACACACCGUUGUUUACAGCAUCGCCAUUUAUAUAACCUAAUCUGACUGUCUUCUAAAAUAUUACACUGUUACGUCUUGAUUAUGAGAUAGUACAUGACUGUGUUUAGAUAAACUGAAGCCAUAGGUCGUCAUUAACAAGACAAAAUAUCCUCUGAGUGUGUGUUUCUUCCCCUUCUUGUAGUGUCCUGACUGAUUAGAGACAAACUCAGAGACUAUUUUUGAUACCGACUGUGUGGAACCACUGUCUUUUCUGUGUUUUGGUUAAAGCACCUUGAAGCCCUUCUAUAUCCCAAGAGGCUUUGUGUUGUCCGUGUUUGUGUUAACUGUCUCAGCUGUAUCUACAACAUGUUUGUCAGUCCACUCAUGGUGACCAAAAAAAAAAAAAAAACCGACUGAAGGAGAGAGGACUCAGGCAGACCAAAACAAACACCUUGGUUCUCCACUCAUUGACCAGAAGAAGCAGGUUGAUUUACAGUAAGAUCAGCAAAUAUGAUCUAUCUUCCUGCUUGUGUGUGUGUAUGUUUCAAAAUGUAUUUCUUUUGGGCAUUACUUGAACCCUGAUUAGUUUUUGGUAUUUUUUUUUUUUUUUUUAUGUAAAAACUCUUGUUUGAGGAGUGACUCUUAUUGCGGAAACAUUCACUGCCAUAAUAUGGAAAACAUGUAAUAUGACAUGUAUUAAAUGAUAGUUUUUUACUUUUUCA